GAGAGAUUCUCUCGUCUGUAGGAAGUAUUCUACGAAUUAAAUAUUAAUGUUUUCAAAAUUAUUUAUUAUGAGUUUAGUGGUUCAAGGCGAUUCUUUAACAAUAUAUUAUUAUUCAUUCAUGUGUUAAUCGACUGCAAAAGUAUCGUUCGCGUUCGUAGUACACUUCGCAUCGUCUUUUUAAAUAAAUAAUAAUUAAUGGUACAUAUUUGGGUAUAGCAGUUCGUUAUAGUCACUAUACACACUAUAAUAUAGUGUAACUUCUUAUGAUGUCUGCGAUAAAUGCAGCGCCUAUUACAGCGACUGACAGUUUGUCGCAGGCUUUAAAGGCUAAUAUAAUACCCAACCAGGAGUAUUUAUUACAGGGUUCAGUUCUCGAUUCAGCUGUUGAAGUGUUACUCCAUAGAUUAAGAGGUCUUUGUGACAAUGUUGAUGCUGGACCAGAAACAUUUGAUGAUCAAGAAGUGUGUUUUAGUUUGAGAGACCCAAAUCAACAGGUUGCUCCUCUUAUGUUAAGAGUGAGAAAGGCUUUGGAUGCUAGAGAUAUGCCUUAUCAAUUACGAUACAUUGGUCAGCCAGAUUUAGGAGACAAAAAUAGACCUACAGUUGUAAGAUCUAGCUUAGAUAUUGCCUGCAGUGGAAUGCUAAUAGAGUUUCUAAAUGAACUUGGCUGUAGAAUUGAAUUUGAAUAUAGUGUUAAAGGCUACAUGUUUAGAAAGGGAAGAAUGAAAAUCACAGUUGCUAAAGUGUUCAAGAUUUCACAAAGCUCUAUGCCACCAGAGCCAAUAUCUCAGAGUUAUUUAGUUGAAUUGUCUGUUUUGGCACCUCAAGGUCAAGAUGCUAUUGGUGAAGAUAUGCGCGCGUUUGCCGACCAACUACGACCAUUAGUACAACUGGAUAAGAUUGAUUAUAAGAGAUUAGGUCACAUGGCUGUUACGUAAUAAAAAAUAAUUAAAGAGAUUUUAUGACACAAA
Molecule: messenger RNA, 971 nt
Organism: Pieris rapae (cabbage white)
Lineage: Eukaryota; Metazoa; Arthropoda; Insecta; Lepidoptera; Pieridae
Gene: MED18
Product: mediator of RNA polymerase II transcription subunit 18
Exons: 5
Coding region: 264-938 (224 amino acids)
Biological process (GO): regulation of transcription by RNA polymerase II; termination of RNA polymerase II transcription
Cellular component (GO): mediator complex; core mediator complex
Molecular function (GO): transcription coregulator activity
Source: RefSeq, a predicted model, not a curated record